AUGGCACAAAGUAAAGACCCUCUAACAGAGACACCAACUUAUAAAGAAGCUAUUUUGGCUUUUAAUAAAUUGGAAACAAACACAAUAGAUAAUCGUCGAACAGGAUUUGAAAAUUGUAAAAAAUAUCUAAUCAGAACUGGUAUAAGCUUGGAUGAUUUAAAUAGAGUUCCAAUAAUUCACAUUGCUGGUACAAAAGGAAAAGGUUCAACAUGUGCAUAUUUAGAAUCAAUUAUUCGUAAUCAUGGUUUUAAAACAGCUUUCUAUACAUCACCACAUCUUGUUCGAGUUCGUGAAAGAAUAAAAAUUAAUGAAAAUGAAUUUGAUAUGCCAUCACGUUUGACAUUUAUGACAGUACUGGCAUUUCAUGUGAUAUUAGCAGCAGAUAUUGACAUGGCAAUUUUUGAAGUUGGAUGUGGUGGUGAGUAUGAUUCGACAAAUAUUAUCCAGCAACCAAUAUGUGUUGGUAUAACAUUAUUGGAGAUAGACCAUACACCUCUUCUUGGUGACAAAUUGUCUAGCAUUGCUUGGCAUAAAGCUGGUAUUUUAAAGCCUAAUGUACCAGCUUAUACUUUAGAACAACAUCCAGAAGCAUUUGAUAUUUUACGUCAACGAUCAAUUGAAAAAAAUUGUAAUUUAACGACGGUUUCAGUUGAUAAAUUAAAAAUACUUAAAACGUAUCCACCAAAACUUGGAAUUGAUAGUGAUGUUCAAUUUAAAAAUGCUGCUUUGGCUGUUCAAUUAGCUGAGACAUUUAUUAAAAAAUUUAAAUACAAUAAUAACCAGAAAAUUGAUUUCGAUAAAAAUAUUGCCGAGGAAGCUUUGAAAAAUACUAAAUGGCCAGGACGAACUCAAAUAAUUCAUGGUAAAUAUUUAGAUAUUUAUUUGGAUGGUUCACAUACUCAUGCUGCCAUGAAAAAUUGUGUUGACUGUGACUCUGUUGAGUCACAAAAUACAUCUGUUACACUUGAUGAACAAAUGAAAAAAUGCGACAAACAUGCGGAGGCUUGGACAUUUAGUCCAGCUAUUAUUAAACAAUCUGUUGCUCAAGCACUUCAACAUAUACUUGAUGAUAAAUCAAAAAACAAUCAUAAAAUAAUUGUACUUAUUACUGGAUCUCUAUAUCUUACUGGCCCUGCUUUGAAUUUUACAUUAAAUUAA
Aphidius gifuensis is the source of this 1158-nucleotide messenger RNA. Its product is annotated as folylpolyglutamate synthase, mitochondrial-like. The coding region runs from base 1 to 1158 and encodes 385 amino acids. Gene Ontology annotation, biological process: tetrahydrofolylpolyglutamate biosynthetic process. The record is from RefSeq and is a predicted model, not a curated record. The transcript is spliced from 6 exons. Gene Ontology annotation, molecular function: ATP binding; tetrahydrofolylpolyglutamate synthase activity. NCBI's taxonomy places the organism in Eukaryota, Metazoa, Arthropoda, Insecta, Hymenoptera, Braconidae. Gene Ontology annotation, cellular component: cytoplasm; mitochondrion; cytosol.